Molecule: messenger RNA, 1392 nt
Organism: Sugiyamaella lignohabitans
Lineage: Eukaryota; Fungi; Ascomycota; Dipodascomycetes; Dipodascales; Trichomonascaceae
Exons: 1
Coding region: 1-1392 (463 amino acids)
Biological process (GO): positive regulation of mitochondrial translation
Source: RefSeq, a predicted model, not a curated record
AUGUUGGCAUUCCAAAGCCGAUUGAGGCCAGUACUUUGCAAGCUCGGUGGUGUUCAAGAGAUCACGGCAGCAAUUGGAGUUCUGAAUCCUAGUAGAACUUCGGUCUUUAUUGGUAUCACUGCUAUUGCUGCUAAUAGCUCUGGCACUCGUCUCUUUCAUCUAUCAGCGGCUUUGUAUUCAGUGUCAGGUAUCAGACAGAAACCACCAAAAAGUAACAAACAGGCAGCCCAACCUAGUCUGAGACAUGUUCCAACUGGGACUGGGGGCAGAAAACAAGGGAAUACGGAUACUCGGACCAUUCGUACGCCUAUACAACCAGAUCAUAACAGUCCUUAUUAUGAUGCCGACACAAAUAACAGUAGUGGGUCUCUGAGGACUUGUACCACUGCAUCCACCUGUGAACAUUAUGAUUUGGCUAUGGCAGUAGAUUUGUUCUAUAAGAUGGGGUUAAGAUCCGCCACAGUUCUUCUACCAGGUGAGAUGGUGCAUGUUAAAUAUCCAUUCAGUACUGGUAAAGUUGCCGAUGUAUUGGUUUUAUCUAAUGGUACAGUAGUAGCAUGGGGCAUGAGUGAAAGUGAAGUUAUGGAUCAAUUGGUGCCGGUAUUAGAGAAGGCUGAAAUACGUCAUUACAAGGUCGCAGAGACAGAAGAUAUGGAUUAUGUUGAAGAAGUAGACCGAGACUCUGAACAGCGUCCUGCAACAAUCGCUACAGAUGAAGGUUCUUCUGAGACCAGAAACAGUGACAGGGACAAUGUGAAAGCAUCAGCUAUACCCAAUAAGGGAGAUAAUGUACCAGACCCUACUCCGCUAAACCAGUUUCCUAAUAACUCAACUCAGCAUGUAUCACAUCAAAACGCUGGUCAAACAAGUACUAUGGUAGGUGACGUUAUUUAUAUUCGUGGUGAGACCUCCAUGGCUCGCUUACUUGACAAAGCUGCAUUCUCUUCCGGGCUGGCUAGAAAUACAAAGCUGGCGGCUUUGGAAAUUUCAUUAGACAAUUACAUCAAAUCCAUCAAGGAACUAUCAGACAAUCUUGCCACAGGCCGUAAAAUAGAGCUUCGUGGCAGCGAGGUACUACAGAUAACCGGAAAGCUCUUACAAAUCCGGGGCCAUCUGAAUCUCUAUUCAGAGCUCAUCGAGACACCUGAUUUAUACUGGUCCGAGCCCCAGUUAGAGCAGCUGUACUCGUUGAUAUCACGCAAGCUAGACGUCAGUCCCCGUAUUGCUAUUUUAAACAAGCGACUUGACUAUGCUAGUGAACUUGCUGGAAUCUUAAAGAGUCACAUCAGCGAGGAGCAGAGUACUCGGUUGGAAUGGAUGAUUAUCAUUUUGAUCACCGUAGAAGUGUGCUUUGAAAUCGUCCAUUUUUGCGAAAAGUACUGGCCUCUCUAG